Cuscuta epithymum is the source of this 1242-nucleotide messenger RNA. The record is from the annotation of a GenBank genome assembly. NCBI's taxonomy places the organism in Eukaryota, Viridiplantae, Streptophyta, Magnoliopsida, Solanales, Convolvulaceae.
UUCCCAACUAGGACUAGGGAGGCAAAACUAGGGUGUAACCCUUUUGUUUGGCGAAGCAUAUUAGCAGCUCAAAAUGUGGUAGUAGCGGGCUGCACCAGAAGGGUGGGUAAUGGACAGUCCAUUUCAGUUUGGAAGGAUUAUUGGCUUCCAAGAAGUUGCUCGGGGAGAUUGUGUUCAGUAAGACCGCAGGGGAUAGCGGAUAUGAAUGUGGCGGCCUUGUUAAAUGAAGAUGGAAAAAGCCGGAAUAUUCGGCGUAGUAACUCAAUUUUUAACGAGGAAGAAGCGUUGUUAAUUCGUAGCAUCCCGUUGAGUCUUAAUCCGUUGGAGGAUGGGUAUAGAUGGAGUGAGGAUGCAAAAGGGAAAUAUAGUGUUCGUAGUUGUUAUAGAAAGUUAGUUGGCAAUGUUCAGCCCCAAGGCUGGGUGGGAUGGACGGCGGUUUGGAGGUUUAGAGUUCCACCUAAAGUCAAAGUUUUUAUUUGGCAGCUGGCUAGUGGUAUCCUAUCAACGGUCGAGUUUCUGAAAAGAAGGCAUAUUCCGAUUGUGGGGAGCUGUCUUAUUUGCAAUAGGGAGGAAGAGUCCACAACUCAUCUAUUUUUAGAGUGCCAAGCAUCGAAAGAGGUCUUGAAGGCAGCAGGGUAUAUUUCUUUAUUGCAGGUGAGCCCAGUUGAGGAGUGGCUGCAGCAGGUCUUUAGCAGGCUAGAUGAGGAAGGAAUUUCUAAAGUUAUAAUGCUCUUAUGGAGCAUUUGGAAGUCUAGGAAUGGAAUUGUAUGGAGAGGUGAGUCAUUCUCAGUCACGAGAGUGCAACGUGCAGCAGAUACUCUUUUGAAGAGUUGGAGAGCAGUCCAUGAAGGUGACAGCAGGUUGGUGAGAUCUAGUACGAUGCAGAGUGAACAAAAGUGGCAAAGCCCGGAGGAAGACCAAGUUAAGGUCAACGUUGAUGCAGCACAUAAUCCGAGGACUUGUGUGGUCGUGGGGCUGGAUUAGUCGUAACAGCGAGGGAGAAUCUUACAAGGGUGUCCUCAACACAGAUUUUAAAGGAUUGCAGAUUCUAUGGAUUUUAAAUGAAUUCUACAGAUUCCAUGAGAUUGAUAUGGAAUUCUAUUUCAUACAAUGAUAUGGAUUUUGACGGAUCUAAAUAGAUUUUAAUAUACAAUUCUAUGGAUUUAAUAUACAAUUGCGUGGCAGAUUAUAAUACUUCGAAGUAUUACAAAAGCUUGUAAUACAGAACGAAGCUGGUAGGAG